Molecule: messenger RNA, 651 nt
Organism: Schizosaccharomyces cryophilus OY26
Lineage: Eukaryota; Fungi; Ascomycota; Schizosaccharomycetes; Schizosaccharomycetales; Schizosaccharomycetaceae
Product: tat binding protein 1(TBP-1)-interacting protein
Exons: 5
Coding region: 1-651 (216 amino acids)
Biological process (GO): meiotic joint molecule formation; homologous chromosome pairing at meiosis; meiotic strand invasion involved in reciprocal meiotic recombination
Cellular component (GO): condensed nuclear chromosome; DNA recombinase auxiliary factor complex
Molecular function (GO): recombinase activator activity; double-stranded DNA binding
Source: RefSeq, a predicted model, not a curated record
AUGGCAAAAGCAAAAGAGGUGAAACCCAAAAGUGUUAAAGGAGAAGAGGCUGAAAAACUGAUCCAUGACUAUUUACGCAGAACAAAUCGUCCCUUCUCAGCUACCGAUAUUAGUGCAAAUUUGAAAAACGCUGUUACUAAACAGGUAGCGCAAAAGAUUUUAGAGCAAUUGCGCGACAAUGGCCAAAUACACGGAAAAUCAUAUGGAAAACAAAGCGUUUACGUAUCCCUUCAAGAUUGCCUUGGAGAGGCAUCUUCUGACCAACUAAUGGAUUUGGAUCGCCAAAUCCAAAUUUUAAAAGAGGAUCUUGAAGGCGUAAAGGCGGACUACAAAAUGAAGUCAACAGAAUUUCAAAUUUUAAACAAUUCUCCUAGUCCUGCUGAAAUACAUAAAAAAAUUCUUACUUUGGAUAAAGAUAUUGAAGAAACGAGUACAAAGUUGGAGUGUCUGCAAUCUGGUUCCAUUAAAAAUGUUACGGAGGAGGAGAUGAAAGAUACAUUAUCAAAUCAUGACUUUGUUAAAAAAGGUUACUUGGAACGAAGAAAAAUGUUUUUCAAUUUAUGGAACCUCAUUACAGAUUGUCUUGAAAACCCCAAGGAAUUAUGGGAAAAGUUGGGGUUUGAAAAAGAUGAGAUUACUGAGGUUAAAUAA